CACACACACAUACACACACGCACGCACACACACACUCACCCAUUCACACACUCUCACACAAACACACACCGGAAGCCGCUGCUCUGAGGCGGAGACGGCGGCUGAGACUGAGAUCGAGGCCGAGGCAGGCCGCGGUUCCCCCUGUCCCGGAGUGUCAGUGUUCCUCCCUCCGCUGAGCCGACCGGGCCGGUCGCCAUGGAGCCCGGGGCGGCGGAGCUGUAUGACCAGGCGCUGCUGGGCAUCCUGCAGCACGUGGGCAACGUCCAGGACUUUCUGCGGGUGUUGUUCGGCUUCCUUUACCGCAAGACUGACUUCUACCGUUUGCUGCGCCACUCGGCUGAUCGCAUGGGCUUCCCCCCAGGGGCGGCCCAGGCCAUGGUGCUGCAGGUGUUCAAAAACUUUGAGUACAUGGCUCGUCAAGAUGAUGAAAGGAGAAGAAAGGAACUUGAAGAAAAAAUGAGAAGAAAGGAAGAAGAGGAAGCCGCGGCUGCAGCAACUGUUGAAAAAGUGCCAGCCCCAGCCCAGGAGGUAGAGAUAGACUCUGCCACUGAGUGUGGCCCUACUGCAGGGGCUGAUGGGCAUGAGGAAACAAAGAGAGGGAAGCCCCUUGCACCUUCAGGGGCUGAGCAGGAGGCAGGUCACAGCUCUGUGGAGGCAGAAUCUCCAGCAAUGGCUGUUGUUGAUGUUCCGGUUGAACCACCAGCCCUUCCCAAGAGACAGGAGCAGUUCCAGAAAAACCCUGACAGUUACAAUGGUGCUGUACGUGAGAACUACACCUGGUCUCAAGACUACAGUGACUUGGAGGUUAAGGUGCCAGUGCCCAAGCAUGUCCUGAAAGGGAAGCAGGUGUCUGUGGAUCUCAGCAGUAAUUCUAUCCGUGUGGCAAUACUAGAAGGGAAUGAGGAACAUGUUUUAAUGGAAGGAAAAUUCACCCAUAAAAUCAACACUGAAAGUUCUUUGUGGAGCCUUGAGCCAGGGAAAUGUGUCUUGAUUAAUCUGAAUAAAGUUGGAGAGUACUGGUGGAGUGCUAUCCUGGAAGGAGAGGAGCAAAUUGACAUUGAUAAAAUAAACAAGGAACGUUCAAUGGCCACAGUGGAUGAAGAGGAACAUGCCGUAUUGGAUAGACUGACCUUUGACUACCACCAAAAACUGCAGGGCAAACCCCAGAGCCAUGAGCUGAAAGUCCAUGAGAUGCUGAAGAAGGGAUGGGAUGCUGAAGGCUCCCCCUUCCGAGGCCAGAGAUUCGACCCAUCCAUGUUCAACAUCUCCCCAGGGGCUGUGCAGUUUUAAUGACAAGAAGGAAAGGAAACUCACUCGAGUCAAGCACUUGGAAGUAGAGGAUAAGGCAGAGAGAGGCCUUUUUGUGUGGGCUCUUUCCCUCCUGCUUUUCCUCUUUGGCUCCCAUGCAUGCCUGGGACUCAUCUUGUCCACCCCGUAUCCAUCUUUAUUUUCAAGGGAUGUGUGGAUACUCCAGCCUCACUCCUCUUCCAGACCCUUCCUGGCUGUUUUAGGGAAGAAGGGGGGAAAGUAGAGGGAAGGUUAAUGCAUAGCAAUUGCUAUGGCUAAUGCCAAGUUACAGUAUCUGUUAUGCAUGAGGGAGAUGUCCUAGCAAAAGCAGGAUUACAUACUCCCAUCACCACGGUAACCAGCCACUGCAAGCCACAUUUUCUUUCCUUCUGUGUUCUCUGCUUGCUGUUGUUUUGAUGCAAUUCUGCUCAGUUCUCUUUAGGGGAUGGGGAGGGAGGGCUUGGGGGGAGGGAUAUUGCUGUUGCUGGGUUUUUUCCCUGCAGUUGUUGAAGUGAUUUGGAGUUGUAUGACUUAAUGUGUGCUGAUGAGAAGCGGUUCUGUGAUGGCUGCUUCAGGCUGUACUGUUUCAGGAAGCCCCUUAGUUUGGCCUGUUGUUUAAAGAUUCCACAUUCAGUCUUGCUCAUCAAUUUGUCAAGUCCUAUUUUUUCCUGCCUUUGGGUGCCUCCCAGGCACUAGUAGUAGGAGGUUGAAGCUGCCCCCACAGUUGCAGAAACCUGCCUAGUUGGGAUUCUGGUAUCUUUAUUUGUUGCUCUCUAAUUGAACCAAGCCCAAAUUUUGGAAGAAAGUGCAUGUUCUCCCAGCAAGGAUCAGGUGUAGGUAGGGCUUUCUCAGGAAAGAAUGAAGGAUAGGGCUUUCUAAUCAUGGCUUUCUUUGAGGCCAGGGAAGGUUAGACUAGCACCUGUUCAUCCCAGUGUUGGCCAUGCACUCCAUCCCACUCUUGUUUGAGUAAAGGAACUUCUAGCUGCCACUUUUCUUCUAUGUUUAUCCUCAAGUCUCCUCAGCCCCAAUUAUCCACAUCUUAGAUUUUGUUUACAUAUAUCUCCUGGAUUAAUGUAGAGCUCAGUGAGAGGCAGGACAUUUUCUGGGAAUAGUAGAGAAAUUUCACUGUACAAUGAAUGAUAUAUUUGUCCUCUGUUGAAGGGCACAAAGCAGUGGAGAUCCUCAGAUGAUUAAUGGUUAGCCUGCAUAGGAUAUCAUUGAUGCCCUCAAGGGCCCCAUUGGAACCAUUGCUGUCCCUAAAGAAUAAUUGCAACAAGGAUAGAAAUGAGAAUGCUGGCUCUUGUGUGAAGAGCAGACAUAGGCAGAAAUGAUGGGAACUUGUUAAUCUCAAAAUCAUGCUCUAUGUGAGCUGGAUGCAACUACUUCUUUGUUGUCAUCUGUUAUUGUGCAGCAGUGGUCACUGCUUGCUUGAUUACUUCGGAGAAAGAAGCUUAUUAACACUUAAAAACAACUAUUUUGCUAAUCUGUACUAUUGACAAGGAUUGAACCUCCACGUUUAAAAACUGUUUAUAAGUGAGUCAGGCUGCUGACUUUCUUCUGAAGUCUAGGAACAAAUACUCUUUAGUUUUUUGCUUGUUUAGGAACACUUGUUUUUCAGUGUUCCUUAGAAAUGAAGCACAUCACUAUUAGCUCAGAAGAUGUAGAUUGCUCACUUUUUAUUGAAUCUUUAUGCCAAUUCUAUUUGACCACCACUCAGAAAGCAAAGCCUCAGGUUCGUGAAGCAUUGCAUAUAUGAUUAACAGAUAAUCUAGGAACAUAAAUUAGAUUUUUUUUUGAGUUCCUAGAAAAAAUGUUUCUUUAGAACCCCACCCAAAUUUAUGCUCACCCAGAAUUAAUGCCUAUGUAUUCUUAAUUGUGAUCCUUUUCUGAGAAUGAUAGACUAAUUUUUAUGGGACAGAUAGUUCCUCAUGCUCACCUACUUCUAUAAGGAGUGAGUGGGUCUAGCAGCCUCUUACUGAGGCUAUCAUUUCAGAGUCAGUUUGUUGACUUAAGAGUUUAUUUCUAGCCACACCAUUUCCUGAGAGUCCUAGUAAGAAAGCUGCUCAACUCUUAUUCCCAGAGAACUUUCCAUAGGAUAUGUCACCUUUUUCUCCAGAAAGCACUAAGAUCAUCUUCCUGAGUUAAAUGGUGGAUCUCUUCAGAAUCAGAAGUGUUAAGAUUUCUAGGUGGUAUUGGAGGCAGCAUCAGCUUAUUCCAAACAGCUAAGACUCUUUUAAAAAGUCUCAGAAAUAUCUCCUCUUGGGAAAUUGAUGGCAGUAAACACUGUAUUUUUGUUGGAGUUAGUCACUGAGACGAUGGUUUUUAUGAAUUGUUCUUUAGUAACUCAGAGCAAAAAUAACAAAAAUCCACUGCCUGGUGUGAAGGCCUUGUGUUUGAAAGCUUGCUAAUAAACAAAGGUCUCUGCUUAUUUCUCUCUGAGGUCACAUGAAAAAAGGGUGAGGCUAAUAUGCCCUCAUUCCAGAGCAGCAUUUCACAGACGGAAUGCUCUAUGUUCAAAAGACUCCUUUGUUUUUAAUUUUUUUUAAUGAUGUUUAUAUGCACCUCUUGAACCUUGUUUGUCUAUUUCUCUUGCUGUUUUUAGCAUUUUUCUAAUUCACAGUUAUGUCACCUUCUUAAGCACCCACAGUAAAGGAGUUUUGCAGAAGGAUAUAUGUGGUUUGGCUAAAGCAGGGACAACUGAUAAUCUGUCCAUAAACUACUGGAAGAUUUUUUUAAAGUUACUCACUUCUAUUGUAAAUGUUCUACCCAGGACAUCAUUUGGCAGUGUCCUGCUGUGGCUCAGGUCUUCUCUCUUCUAUUAGGAAGUAUCAAGUAAUAGAAGCUCUACUAGUACACCCCUAUUAAAAGAAAUGAAACCACUACACAAAAAUAGGAACUUUUAGGGGUGUUUAACUGCGUUACAGAAGGACUCACUGAAAGAUUCUUUUUAGUAGCAAACUUCUCUGGUGCAUGUUAAGUGACUAGACAUGUAAGACUUGGACUUAGACCCACCUUUCCAAAACAUACAUUAAUCAUAUCUAUCUGAAUUUGUAAACUUUCAUCCUGUCCUCUGUAAUGAUUUGCUUUCUCUCUUCUUAAGCCUCUGCUCUUCUCUAUCUAUCCACGUGCCAUUCCAGCCCUCUGGAGUCAGUGCAUACUACCUGUUUUCUUUGUUUUAAAAUCAACAGCAACUUGGCCACUAAGUUUCAUCAGCAGAGAUUCUGAGGAAAGCAGGGCAAUUCACUUCCCUUUUCCAUGGGAGCCAAAGAGAGUAGGGCGUGCUACAUCCUGAGGCCGCUCUCCUUCACAUACUCCACAUUUCUGUGUUGGUUUGCAAUAAAUCUGUAUUUAAGCA
This is a messenger RNA of Antechinus flavipes (yellow-footed antechinus), 4642 nucleotides long. It is a transcript of the gene NUDCD3, whose product is annotated as NudC domain containing 3. The record is from RefSeq and is a predicted model, not a curated record. Gene Ontology annotation, biological process: protein folding. NCBI's taxonomy places the organism in Eukaryota, Metazoa, Chordata, Mammalia, Dasyuromorphia, Dasyuridae. The transcript is spliced from 6 exons. Gene Ontology annotation, cellular component: cytoplasm. The coding region runs from base 196 to 1290 and encodes 364 amino acids.